This is a messenger RNA of Penicillium angulare, 810 nucleotides long. RefSeq lists its product as uncharacterized. Lineage: Eukaryota; Fungi; Ascomycota; Eurotiomycetes; Eurotiales; Aspergillaceae. The record is from RefSeq and is a predicted model, not a curated record. The transcript has a single exon. The coding region runs from base 1 to 810 and encodes 269 amino acids.
AUGCAACCUGUUCCUGAACCAACGGGGAAUGAAGCGAAUGAGGCCGAGAUACCGGAAUAUGGACGUUGUACUCCACCCCGCCCGCCAUAUUCCCCAGUAACGCCUGUGCUCCGUCAGCUGGAACCAGAAGCAGCGAAGAAUGCGACUAUUGUACCACCACCCUUGUCGCCUUCCCCUACAAGCCAGUAUUUUCCUCCACAAACAACAUAUCGACCGUUGCCACCUCCUGCAAAUCCGCCCGUAUUCAAACCAGAGCCACCGCCAGUCCCGAUCUCGGAGAGUGAGAACCCCGAUGCGAUCGCACUGCGCUCAGCCUUGUCCAUACUGCAGAUGCAGAAACAACAGAGUCUACGCGAUUUAAAAACUCUCGAUCGCAUGAAGGUUUCUGCUGCUGCGGACCCAGAAGGGUUUGCGCGCGAGUUGGCAGAGGGUCGGUUGCGCACCGAAGAUCGCGGUACUGUGAUUCAGUUCUCUGAUGAUAUGGAUAUGGAUCUGGACGACGACAACGAUGAUGACGAUGAUAACAAAGAAAACCCGACAACAAAAAGCGCCGAUAGCCCCUCCGCGUUCGGUCGCAUCCCCCCGCCCCAAAAUGUUGUACGAAUGCCUCCAAUAAACUGGGCCAAGUACAAAGUGGUCGGGGAACCCCUUGAUCGCAUGCAUGAAGAACAGCUACGUCGACCAAAUACCGGCGAACUAAGACGAGACCCUGCACCAGAACACGUAUUAGCCUCGCCAUAUCGUCCACUGGUUGACCAGUUAGACACACCUGUACGGCUGGGCCGUCCAAGCAAGACUAAAAAGUCAUGA